Messenger RNA from Mandrillus leucophaeus (drill), 1091 nucleotides. It is a transcript of the gene IL36G, whose product is annotated as interleukin 36, gamma. Bases 80 to 481 code for a protein of 133 amino acids. The transcript is spliced from 4 exons. The record is from RefSeq and is a predicted model, not a curated record. NCBI's taxonomy places the organism in Eukaryota, Metazoa, Chordata, Mammalia, Primates, Cercopithecidae. Gene Ontology annotation, biological process: inflammatory response to antigenic stimulus; positive regulation of gene expression; cytokine-mediated signaling pathway. Gene Ontology annotation, molecular function: interleukin-1 receptor binding; cytokine activity.
GAAGCUGCUGGAGCCACGUUUCGGUCCCCUGGACUGUAGAUAAAGGCCCUUUCUUGCCAGGUGCUGAGACAACCACACCAUGAGAGGCACUCCAGGAAACCCUGCUGGUGGAGGAAGGGUCGUCCAUCAGUCAAUCACUGUCGCUGUUAUCACAUGCAAGUAUCCAGAGGCUCUUGACCAAAGCAGAGGGGAUCCCAUUUAUUUGGGAAUCCGGAAUCCAGAAAUGUGUUUGUGUUGUGAGGAGGUUGGAGGACAGCCCACAUUGCAGCUAAAAGAGCAGAAGAUCAUGGAUUUGUAUGGCCAGCCUGAGCCUGUGAAACCCUUCCUUUUCUACCGUGUCAAGACCGGUAGGACCUCCACCCUUGAGUCUGUGGCCUUCCCAAACUGGUUCAUUGCCUCUUCCACGAGAGACCAGCCCAUCAUCCUGACUUCAGAACUUGGGAAGUCAUACAACACUGCCUUUGAAUUAAAUAUAAAAUAACUGAACUCAGCCUAGAGGUGGCAAGCUCGUCUUUGUCUUCAAGUUUCCGGUUCCCAGUGUGUUUUCGUCUACAUUUUCUUAGUGUCAUUUUCACACUGGUGCUGAGAUGGGAGCAAGGCUGCUGUUAUCAUCUCAUUUUAAAAUGAAGAAGAAUCAAUUACUUCAUAGCAACUGAAGAAUAGGAUGUGGGCUCAGAAGCAGGAGAGCUGCGUGGUGUAAGGCUCUCCUCUCAAGCUGAUGCUGUGUAGGCCACAAGACAACUGCAUGAGUGACUUUGAGACUCAAAGACCAAACGCUGAGCUUUCUCCUAGGGGUGGGUAGGAAGAUGCUUCAGAACUCCUGUGUCUUACCCACGAUGGCAUGACUAGCAUGGAGCUGAUCUCUGUUUCUGUUUUGCUUUAUUUCCUUUUGGGAUGAUAUCAUCCAUAAUCUUUAUAUGUUGCCAGUAUACCUCAUUGUGUGUCAUAGAACCUUUUUAGCAUUAAGACCUUGUAAACAAAAAUAAUUCUUGUGUUAAAUCAUUUUUGUCCUAAUUGUAAUGUGUGAUCUCAAAGUUAAAUAAAUUUUGUAUAUUUACAUAAUAAUAAAGCUAAAACUGAUAUAAAAUAAA